AUGACUGAUCGUCGUGAUGAGAAACCAGCGGAUUUUCUCCUUCCUGAAACUGUCAAGAACUGGUUUUCACAAAUGUAUACACAUUUAAGUGCUGGUCAUGUGCAAGAGAUGGCACGUUUAUACGAUCGUGAAUUUCAUAAUUUGACCACUAAUUACUUUAAACAAACAUCAUGGCCUGAACCCAAUGCAAUUGAAUCGCUUGUGCAUCAUGAUAAAACCUUUAUAUUAUUAUAUAAACAAAUUUAUUUUCGUCAUUUAUUUUCACGGUUACAACCAGGUAUGGAAAUGAAAAUUGCAUCCUGGGAAACAUAUGGUGCUCUAUUUGAUGGGAUUUUAACUGAUACGGUUACAUUAAAAGCAUUACCAUCUCAAUGGAUUUUUGAUCUUGUGGGUGAAUUUGUCUAUCAAUAUCAAUCCUAUUGUCAAUUUCGUGCUAAACUUGCAACUAAAAGUGAAGCUGAAAUUUGUGUCUAUGAGGAAAAUCUUUGGAUCUGGGAUACCAGUAAAGUACUUGGAUAUUUACACGCUCUUGUCCGUCAUUCCAAGAUUUUAGAGACUUUAAGUGAAAAAGAAAAAGAUGAUGAAGAUGAUGAUCAACUGAUAAAGCACGUGCCAUCGGAUGUUGUGAAAGAGCUUGGAUACUUUAGUCUUAUCACACUUGCUCGUGCUCAUGUGUUGUUUGGUGAUUACUAUACGUCACUAAAACUAUUGGACCCACUUGAUUUGUUCAGUACAAACUCUCGUAAUGAAGUCAAGACGAUUGCAAAAAUUCAUGAGAAAUCACCAGGAUGUCAUGUCUCUGUGUUUUAUCAUAUGGGGUUUGCUCAACUUAUGCUAGAGGACUUUGCAGCAGCGAUUCGUUCAUUCUCGACUAUUAUUUUGCAAGUAAAUCGUAAUCGUAACUAUUACUCACGGUUUGCUGACUAUGAACAGCUCCAUAAGCUUACGGAAAAAGCCAUGGCUUUGCUAGCUAUUGUGCUAUUCCUAUGUCCAGGUCAGCGUGUGAAUGAUCAGAUCCACACGCUCAUUCGUGAGAAAUAUGGUGACAAACAGAAUAAAUUGCAGAAGGGUGAUAUCUCGGCUCUCAGCGAACUAUUCAGCUUUUCUUGCCCCAAGUUUAUCGUGCCUGCUGUGGCGGCGGAAGGUAAGGCUGCGAUCAACCGAAGUGCCGAGGCUUCGCAGCGGCAACUAAAGGCUUUUAACGAUAUGGUCGUCCGUCAGCAGCAUGUACCAGCUGUACGUUCGUAUAUUAAACUCUACCGUUCCAUUGAUCUGGAAAAGCUGGCGGCGUUUCGUCGUGUCGACGUCGAGCUUGCACGCGCCGAACUUAUGGCCUUGAAGGUUAGCGGCUCUCGUCUCAAGUCGGAUGUGCACGUCUUUUUGAACAACAAUCUCGUUCUUAUAGAUGAGGAGACGAGUAACCAGCGUACAGGCGAGUUUUUUAUCAACCACAUUCACAAAUUUGCGCGCAUUGUGGACGAGUGUGCGGUGAAGCAGUAA
Peronospora belbahrii is the source of this 1500-nucleotide messenger RNA. The record is from the annotation of a GenBank genome assembly. NCBI's taxonomy places the organism in Eukaryota, Oomycota, Peronosporomycetes, Peronosporales, Peronosporaceae.